Octopus bimaculoides (California two-spot octopus) is the source of this 524-nucleotide messenger RNA. RefSeq lists its product as uncharacterized. The record is from RefSeq and is a predicted model, not a curated record. Lineage: Eukaryota; Metazoa; Mollusca; Cephalopoda; Octopoda; Octopodidae.
UUACAUCAUACAUAUAUACUUAUUUAAGAUGUCACUAUCUGCAGCUGACUUCUUGGUGAGCACAAUUAAUAAGUAAUACAAGAGCAACGCUAUGAAGAAAUUCGCCUUUUUUAUGUUGCUUCUAGUUGUUGGUGGAGAAACCAAAAACAUGACCAUUUGGAAAACUUGCAGGACUAAAGCAAAACAAAAUUGCUCUUCGGAACUUACACCUUAUCUGAAAAAGGAAAAGGACUGCGGAAGUUACAAACAUUUCCUGCACUGUGCUGCGGGUGUAGCUGACAAGGAAUGUUACGAAUUAUUUAGAGUGUCUCACCCCUGCCACUCUAGUAGACAAGAGAAGGUGACUGUUCACUCAUCAGUAGUUCUUUCUGCACUUGCGGUUACCUUAUUAAUACUUAACAAGGUACAAGUUUGAAAUAAUAUUUUGAUUGCACUAUUCACUGAGUCGUUUCGAUGAUUGAAUCUUGUAAUUUUGAAAUGUAUCAAUACUUGGAAUGAAUAAACACCUGAAAUAUAUAAUUAUA